AGGAUGUGUCGGGCCCCGAGGGCGCGGCGGGCAACGGGACACUGACCCAGCGGCCCCGAGUCGGUGCCCAGGCCGUCCUGUGCCACUCGGACCCGAGCCUGCAGUGAACCUCGGGCCGCAGGCGCCUCCGCAUGCUGCAGCGCAGUUAGGGAGAUGCUGCAGGAUAAGGGCCUGUCGGAGAGCGAGGAGGCCUUCCGGGCCCCGGGCUCGGCGCUCGGCGAGGCCAGCGCUUCCAACGCCGCCAACAACCCCGAGCCCGCGCUGGCCGCGCCGGGCCUCAGCGGAGCCGCGCUCGGCAGCCCCCCGGGCCCAGGCGCCGACGCCGCCGCCGCCGCUGCCGCCGCCGAGCAGACCAUCGAGAACAUCAAGGUGGGCCUGCAUGAGAAGGAGCUCUGGAAGAAGUUCCACGAAGCGGGCACCGAAAUGAUCAUCACCAAGGCGGGCAGGAGGAUGUUUCCCAGCUACAAGGUAAAAGUCACAGGCAUGAACCCUAAGACCAAGUACAUCCUGCUGAUUGACAUCGUCCCUGCGGAUGACCACCGCUACAAGUUCUGUGACAACAAAUGGAUGGUGGCCGGGAAGGCUGAGCCCGCCAUGCCAGGAAGGCUCUAUGUCCACCCCGAUUCUCCUGCCACCGGGGCCCACUGGAUGCGGCAGCUAGUCUCUUUCCAGAAGCUGAAACUCACAAACAACCACCUGGACCCCUUCGGUCAUAUCAUCCUCAAUUCCAUGCACAAGUACCAGCCACGGCUACACAUCGUGAAGGCUGAUGAGAACAAUGCUUUUGGCUCCAAAAACACAGCCUUCUGCACCCAUGUGUUCCCAGAGACUUCCUUCAUCUCUGUGACCUCCUACCAGAAUCACAAGAUCACACAGCUGAAAAUUGAGAACAACCCUUUUGCCAAGGGAUUCCGGGGCAGUGACGACAGCGACCUGCGUGUGGCCCGACUACAGAGCAAAGAAUAUCCUGUGAUCUCAAAAAGCAUCAUGAGACAGAGGCUUGUCUCCACCCAGCUCUCAGCCAAGCCUGAUGUCAGCCCCCUGCAUGGUGCCCACCAGGCGCUCCAGCACUACCAGUAUGAGAAUGGUGCUCACAUGCAGUUUGCUGCGGCCGAGCCACAGGACCUUCCCCUCAACACCUUCCCAGCCCAGAGGGACUCCAGUCUCUUCUAUCACUGCCUGAAAAGACGAGCAGACAGUGCCCGCCACCUGGACCUGCCCUGCAAGCGAUCCUAUCUGGAGGCUCCCCCUGCAGUGGGGGAGGAUCAUUACUUCCGCUCUCCCCCUCCCUAUGACCAACAGAUGCUGAGCCCCUCCUACUGCAGUGAGGUGACCCCAAGAGAAGCCUGUAUGUACUCAGGUUCAGGGCCCGAGAUUGCUGGGGUGUCUGGUGUGGACGACUUGCCCCCACCCGCACUGAGCUGUAACAUGUGGACAUCGGUCUCACCGUACACAAGCUACAGCGUUCAGACGAUGGAGACUGUGCCUUACCAAUCCUUCCCCACACACUUCACCGCCACCACUAUGAUGCCUCGGCUGCCUACUAUCUCUGCUCAGAGCUCCCAGCCACCGGGAAACACCCACUUCAGCGUCUACAAUCAGCUCUCACAGUCUCAGCCCCAGGACCAUGUUCAUCCAGUGUUAACCUCUGUGGGUGGCCUGCACUACCAAGAAACACAGGAAGUCUCUCAUCUACAAAUUUUGCUGGAGAUUACAAUCUGUUGGAAGAAAAGGAAAUGUACAAGAAGAGGAAGAAAUGAAAAUCUUAGAAACAUAUUCAGGUAGUCACAAGUUUGUCUAAAGGAGUCUUUAACAAGAGUUCCUGAUCAGAGACACAGAUUCACAUGAGAAACUUUUAAAAGUGAAUGAAGAGGAGAAAAAUACCAGACCCUCUCCAUUUGUACCAGAGAUAUAAUGGGAUUUAAAAUUCAACUGUAUCAAAGCUCCUCCAGUUAGACCUGGGAGGCAUCCUUUUGUAACAGCCACUUUGCAAAAUACUGGUGCCACAAGCAAACAAUUGAUCACUCCAGAAAUAAGGAGAAGACAAGUCCUUUAUUUUUUAAAUUUCUGGGGCUGAGCCCUCGGGAACUACCUUGGGGGAGGAUGGGAAUGAAAUGUGCCGCUGUGCACCUGGCCUUCAGCUAUUCAGGAGCUUGGGCGGCAGGAAAUAGCUCGGGGGCAGCUUCCGUAUUUGCAGGAGCUAGUGAAAAGACAUCUUUUUUCCCCUCACAGCUACGUUCGUAAACAAAUGUUCACUCUCCAACCCUCACCCCAAUUUGGAGCAUAUUUACCCAAUAAAGUAGGCCUUCAAAUGCC
Molecule: messenger RNA, 2316 nt
Organism: Felis catus (domestic cat)
Lineage: Eukaryota; Metazoa; Chordata; Mammalia; Carnivora; Felidae
Gene: TBX4
Product: T-box transcription factor 4
Exons: 11
Coding region: 154-1785 (543 amino acids)
Biological process (GO): regulation of transcription by RNA polymerase II; cell fate specification; angiogenesis
Cellular component (GO): nucleus
Molecular function (GO): DNA-binding transcription factor activity, RNA polymerase II-specific; RNA polymerase II cis-regulatory region sequence-specific DNA binding
Source: RefSeq, a predicted model, not a curated record